UUCUCUCCAUCACAAAAAUAUUAUCAGUCAAAGAAAAGGAAUGGGUGACCUCCACUCAAUUGCUUAUAACAGCAAUCUCCAUAACUUCUCUUCCCUAGGUUGUGACUUCCAUGGCCUUGAAGUUUUCAACAAUGACAUUUCUCCAUUUAUGGAGAGCACUCCACCAUUUUUGUCAAAUCUUGAUUCUGACUUCUCAAGUGGAUAUCUACAAGAUGCUUUAUUCAAAUUCAACUCUAAAAGAAGGCGUUUGUUAUUGUUUGAUGAUGAUGAGAAGGAGAAUUAUCAAACUAAAGAUUCAAACAAUUCCAUUGAGAAUUUGUGGAGUUCCACAAUGGACAACCAUUUCUCUGAGGAUUAUGAUUCCUUUAGCCAGAUAACUAAGUGUGAUAGCUUUUCAGGGGAUCCUAUGAGCAAAAUGAGUGAGGAAUAUUCCAAAAGGACAGAGGAGGAAGCCAUAUCUGAAACUUAUUAUUCUUCUUCAUCAGCAUCAUCAUCUCAUCAUAAGAAUACUCAAUCCAAUUCUCAUAAACAAGUCCUACAAUAUGGAGGAGGUGAUAAAAAAAGAUGCAAGAAAAGGAUGGCUGGAAAAAUUGUGUAUCCAUUUGGGCUAGUGAAGCCAGGAGGGCAAGAAGGGGACGUGACAUUAAACGACAUCAACGAGAGGAUUCUGAUGAGGCCGACCCGGCCCGUAAGGCAUCCGGUCGGGGACUUCGCCUGUCGCCCGACCGUAUCUGCUACCGGGCCGGGGUUGUCCGGCAAGACGGUGGUGGCGCUCACUAAAAUUCAUACCCAAGGGAGAGGGACAAUUACAAUUAUAAGGACUCGAGAAUGAGCACAAGAGAAAACCUAGCUAGGGUUAGCUUUUAAUUCUUCUUUAAGAAAAAGAAGGGAAAAUCGAGAAGAGGAGUAGGAUAGAAAUAUGUAAUUUUAUUUUAUUUUUUCUCUUUUUGAUGAAAUAGGCUUGUAAAUAGGAAGGAAUGGUCAAUAUAUCUUUGACAGCUCAGAUAGAGAGACAUCGUAUCGUUCUUGUGACAUUCUAUGGUUAUAAGUAAUCUCGAAGAGAAUAUGUAGUUAUUUAAUGACAAGGUGGUUGAUAUUGGUACUUUGUUUUGUGGGUAAAAAGCAAAAUUAUUGGGUGAAAAUGUAUAGAUAUGGAGGUUAGAGAAUCCACAGAGUUAUGAUUGUUACUGAAAAUUAGAAUGAGAUAUGUUCUGCUUUAAA
Messenger RNA from Lycium barbarum (goji berry), 1221 nucleotides. Its product is annotated as protein XRI1. Gene Ontology annotation, biological process: female meiotic nuclear division; male meiotic nuclear division. The record is from RefSeq and is a predicted model, not a curated record. Lineage: Eukaryota; Viridiplantae; Streptophyta; Magnoliopsida; Solanales; Solanaceae. The coding region runs from base 41 to 832 and encodes 263 amino acids. The transcript is spliced from 5 exons.